Knipowitschia caucasica is the source of this 300-nucleotide messenger RNA. The record is from the annotation of a GenBank genome assembly. Lineage: Eukaryota; Metazoa; Chordata; Actinopteri; Gobiiformes; Gobiidae.
AUGAGAGCAGCACUCACCUCCUCUUCGGACCUUCGCAUCCAAAACUGGUCUUCUAUACGUAUAGACACGACCGUUAGAAGUUUCAGUCCGGGGGGCAGGUCAGUGUGGAGCCGCGGGUCUGUGUGGAGCCGCCGGUCAGUGUGGAGCAGCCGGGUCAGUGUGGAGCAGCCGGGUCAGUCGUGUGGUGGGCAGCAGCGGGUCAGUGUGGUGGGCAGCAGCGGGUCAGUGUGGUGGGCAGCAGCGGGUCAGUGUGGUGGGCAGCAGGCGGUGUCAGUGUGGUGGGCAGCAGCCGGGCGGUGA